CGGAAGCAAACAACCUGAAACAUCAGAGCGGAAUCACCAGAACUCAACUCAGAUCGCGAAACUUUCUCGACACACCGACCUCACUCUACGCCACAGCUGAGCUACACGAGCUGCCGUCAUGGUGCCAAAGCUGGAGCGCGGGUUCCAGUUCCUCAACUCCGAGCAAGAGAACUCUGUCAUCCUCCGCGCCCUCAUCUCCGUCGUCUCCGGGGACACCGCGGCCGUCGUCCCCACCCUGCUGCACCUCGAGCCGUCCACGCCGCCCUUUGCUCCCGCCGCCGCUCCCGCGUGCGCUAGGUGCGGCACCAACGGGUGCCUCGGCUGCGAGCUCGCCAACGCCGUGGCGGCGACGACCGGCUCGAGCAGCGAGGGCGAAGAGUGCUCUGCCGCGAGCUUCGUGAAGAAUGGCGGCGUGGGCAAGCGGCGUGCGAGGAGGGGGAGCAAGUUCCGCGGCGUGCGGCAGCGGCCGUGGGGGAAGUGGGCGGCGGAGAUCCGCGAUCCGCACCGCGCCGUCCGCGAGUGGCUCGGCACCUUCGACACCGCCGCCGACGCCGCGCGCGCCUACGACGUCGCGGCGCUCGAGUUCCGCGGCCACCGCGCCAAGCUCAACUUCCCCGUCGCGGCCGCAUCUUCAACAACGUCGGCCUCUUCUUGGGCGGCGCAGUGCUUGUCGGAUAGCCAUCCCGAGAACUGCGGUUCAAAUGCGUCGUCGCCGUGCCGCGGCUGCCUGAACAAGGACGGCCGGUGGCGAGGGAGCAGGUCAUCUGGGAUGGGUUGCACGAAAUCAUGAUGAUGGAACAUUGCAAAUUCUGAAUUACUAUCAAACGUCCAUUUAGCAAUACAGCUUGGUAGCACCGUGCUACUAGCAUGGAGCCAAUAUGACUUUCUCAAGGGGAUCAGGUCAUCAGGGUAACUGAAAUUGCUACUAGCACGGAGCCAAGGACAAGGGCAUCAGUGUGAGUGGCAAUAGCGUGGAAUUCGGGGUUGAACAGCAAGAACCAUGGAAGGUUUAUUCGUUGCUUGGCAAGAACAAGAAAGAAGAAGCCGCCGCUCCAUUUAUAUUUUAAAAUCAGUCCAGAUGGUCAAUUAGUUGCUUCCGCUCGCUUUUGACUCUGAUUGAAGUGACUGAAACAUAUACGAAUACAACUGGAAUUUACAUCCCAGUUUUCAAUGUGUAUUUUGUCAGAUUUAGUUUUUACUCAUUGAGCAAGAACCACCUUUCAAGAUA
Molecule: messenger RNA, 1228 nt
Organism: Lolium perenne
Lineage: Eukaryota; Viridiplantae; Streptophyta; Magnoliopsida; Poales; Poaceae
Source: RefSeq, a predicted model, not a curated record